UGCCGGGACAGCGAGUGACGUCAGCGGGUAAGAUGGCGGAGGCUGCGGCCGUCUCUCCGCUUCGCUUCUUCUGCCACUGCUGCAAGGGGGAGGUUUGUCCCAAGCUGCCGGAAUACACCUGCCCUCGGUGUGAAUCCGGGUUUAUAGAGGAGGUCACAGAUGAAACGAGCUUCUUGGACAGUGGAACCAAUGGACUUGAUGAUGAUUCAGCCACCCAGUUUGCAGAGCUAUGGGAUCGCACCUUCCUAAACCUGGACCAGACCUUCCUGUUCGUUGAUGGGAGACCCUUGCGUAGCGGGACCUCUCUAGAUCACGAUAGUGGAGAGACAGAGCGAGGAAGCCAGCAGAAUGACAUCUGGGGUCCCAGCCGGCACACAAGGUUACCAAUGGCUAGAAGAUACCGAUCUCGGGGAACAUCGCGCCCUGAGAGGUCUCCAGCCAUUGAAGGAAUAAUCCAGCAGCUGUUUGCAGGACUCUUCAAUGCUGGAAUCUCAGGCUCUCCGCAGACAUUCUCCUGGAGUGGGAUGCUGCACUCAAACCCUGCCGAUUAUGCCUGGGGACAGAGCGGACUCGACGCCGUUAUUACACAGCUUCUGGGACAACUAGAAAACACAGGACCUCCCCCGGCAGAUAAAGACAAAAUCACAGCCCUCCCGACAGUGCACGUCACACAGGAGCAGAUCGAUUCAGGUUUAGAAUGUCCGGUGUGUAAAGAGGAUUAUCUCCUUGGGGAACAAGUUCGACAGCUGCCCUGCAAUCACUUCUUCCACAGCGACUGCAUCGUACCCUGGUUAGAACUGCAUGACACCUGUCCCGUGUGUCGCAAGAGUUUGAAUGGAGAGGUCACCAUGGGUCAUCGGCAAACUUCAGAGGAGUUAUCCGGCAGUGAAACCCGGCAGCGGGACCCCUGGACAUACUAAAGGACUCUGCAGGAAGUACUUUGCACCCCAACCCCUGCAUAACUCGAUCAGUAAUAUUGUUACUUCUAUUGUAAAUUAUAUAUAUUAAAGAAAGAAGUGGGCACGUGCCACAGCUGAGUGGCUGCACCUAAACUGAUGGCAUUUACAGGGGGCCUAUCUUUCAUUCUGUGAAUUAUGUGUUUAACAAUGUGGGAUCGAUUCGCUUUUCAAUGGUUGCACAAAAAUAAUAGUUUUAUGCUCAGUUUGUUCGAACCUUGCUUCGUUCAAAACGCCAUGGCAAAUUGAUUUUAAUUUCACCAGUGGAAAAUUCCACUUUUCAAAGCUCGUAAGAUAUUUUUUGUAGUAAGAGGGCAUGAGGGAGGUUGUGGGUGAAAGAUUAGACAAUCCCGGUGAAAUGACGGGUGGAUCUGUGAAAAUAAAUGGGAAUGCUGCUGGUUUUGUUCCAGGAAGGCCUUGACUAUCGAGAGACUGAUGGGGUGGCAGUGGUGGUGGAGAAGAGAGAGAGUCAGCGCUGAAAUAUUGCAGUACCAGACAGACUCUCACAAAGACACAAAAAGAAACUAUUAAAGCCCUUGAACCAUUGUGCCAAAUAUAAACUGACUGAUUGUCAUUCUCAUACCCCAGAAAUAUGUGUUUAAAAAUCUGGGGGUCUGGAUUAGAAUAUACCUUUCCAGUCAAUGGCCACAGGGCACAAUCUGUUUGGAUUCCCUCCACUGUGCAUCCCCAUUUUAUGCCCCCAACUGAAAGUGAGGAUAUGGGUCCCACAAGAGCUAGCCACCCUUGACACCUUGCAGAGUGAUUAUUCAUCAAGGGUGAGCCGAGAGAGCAUAUGUUAGCAGAAUGUUUAGCUGUGGGAGUAUUCGUCAUUGAUCCUGACAUCCACACUUGUGCACUUUCCAGCGGGGUGUCACUGAGUAGCACUCAGGAGCAGAGACUCUGCCUGCUUCCCUCCCUCCCUCAAGGCUUUACUAGCUAACCAAUCGCGUCAUACCCAAUACAUGGUCUGACUGUAAAGGUUUUCCUCCUGCAGGCUCCAGAUUUAAUUCCUGAUCUGCAUCAUUCAGCCCCUCAUCGUAGGAUUCCACUUUCAGAUCUUAAACUGAGUGCUGAUGAGUUCCUAGGGUCAUUACACCCAAUGCAGUUGAAAGUGGCUACUCCCCAGACGGCCCUUACCCAGCACUCCACGUUGAGCUAGUUCUCAAAAUCCUCAGAGAUAAAAACAAAAAACUGCGGAUGCUGGAAAUCCAAAACAAAAACACCUGAAAAAACUCAGCAGGUCCGGCAGCAUCGGCGGAGAAGAGCACAGUUGACGUUUGGAGGGUCAUGAGGACUCGAAACGUCAACUUUGCUCCUCUCCACCGAUGCUGCCAGGACCUGCUGAGUUUUUCCAGGUAUUUCUGUUUUUGCCUCAAAAUCCUCCCCAGUCUUAUGAGGCGGUCUGGGAUUGGUUCUAAGAACUGUCUCAUGGAGGAUGUCUGCAAACGGCUUUCACUCUCUAGCUCCCCGUUAGCACCUUGCAUUUACAGCCAGGUAUCCUAGCCACUUCAGGCAGCCUUUAAAAACCCAUGUAGUUAAGACAUCCUCUAACAAACAGCAUAGUGCAGAAAAAACGGCAGGUCACAGGAAGGGAACUCAAGAACACAAGAACGAGUAAAUAAUUACAGGGGCGGUAUGUUACCUCUUGCCCUCACUUAGGCUGGAAGCACUGAUCUCAGCGACAGCUUUCCUCAGUUGUUUUACUGCAUCCCCUAGUGGGCAGUGAUAUUAUAGCACGCUCAGGAACCAGGGACAAUUGGAAACUGGGGAGCAGAGUUUUCUAUAUUUAGUAUCUCCUUCCUCCUAUGCUUCUCCCGCACUUCAUCUCCACAGGCACUGAUUCUUGCUGGGGGAUGGAUCUAUAAACUCCAAGAGAUCUCAGCUACUUGGCCAUAGUCACGACUCCUCAGUUCAAUAGCAAGUGUCAGUAGGAGAUUCAAUUUCCAAGGCUUGUAUUGCUGUAUUGAAUCGGAUUUGGUGAAUUUUUGAAAACCUUUUCAUAUUUCCAAAGAGCACUUGUUUGUGUUGAGCAGGAUGUGCUUGACAAAUCAGGGUCAAACCAUCCUUGGAUUAACUGCCGAAGCUCAUAAAUCCUAAUGAGCGGGAAAUCUUCAUUUUUAAUCAUAUUCUGACAGUAUUCAUGAAGGAGAAUUCCUCUUUCUGUUACCUCUUCAACCUACAACGUCAUCCAGAGGGUAUGUUCAUUGGAGCAAGGAGAGCAGUGGCAUUAAUGAAAGUGUUCCACAAUACGGUAUUCUGAAAGGCAACAUUCAGACCCGGAGGGAGAGUUAGAGGUCAGAGCCUCUUGUGUAUGAGACACAAGGAGUUGCUGAUAUUUCACACUGGUAGGUUCUGAGCUACUAUGUUGGUUACAAAGGAGCAAAUGGCAAAGGGAGCGGUGACUGGGGAAAGGAAGUGCUUGAAAAAUGACACACUGUCACAGUGAAAAUAGCACUGGGCAAUUUCAUAAACAUCUUUGUCAUUUAUUUAUGUAAUCAGUUCUUUCACAAAUACUAAAAUUGGCUACAACUUGGAUGGGUUUGUAAAUAGUGAUGCAUGAAGUUUAAUUAAAAUCUUGACAGUGUGAUCUACUUUCAACAGUAACCAAUGUGGAACUUAGUACAGCCAUUAGUUUAAUCCUAAAACCCAGAAUUGCCCAUUGGUUUUAACUCUGAAUCUGUGCAGUGGAAGAUAUUGGUUUGCAUGGGGUAAAAAUGUAUGACAGUUUAAGUUAUCUCUGGUCUGGGACUUGGGCCUGUGGAGUGAGCUGUGAUUGUUCAGCACCACUUUCCAGCCAUGAGGGGAGCAGUACACUUUUGGUUACUCGCUAAGGACAGAGACAUGUCACUGCAGCACCGACUCUGAACUCUGUAUAGCAAAGGGCCACCCACCAACAUGUAACAUUGUCCCUUGUGCUUCAUCCCUGAAACUGCAGCAAGGAGAGAAAGAAACCUAAUACAAUCUGAACUUUAUAAAUGUGUACAAGAUCUUUCAGGACAGAAGGAGGCCAUUCAGCCUGUGAAACCUGUGCCAGCUCUAUGAAAGAGCUGUUUAAUCUAGGUCCACAUGCCAGCUUAGUUUUGCAGGUAUUGCUCCUGUCCAAAAUGUAUCCAAACAAUAUGCUCUGACUCCAACCCCUGGCUUUAACUGCAGGUCCUUGCCCUGGUGCCAGCUUAUUUACUGCAGUGACUGUACAAUGUACCUGUCAUACCGAGUAUGCACAGGAGAUAAAAUGGAGGCACACACAAGUCAUACAAUAGCAGACAGGAACAAAUUGCUCCCUUUGCCUGGUGCAUCUGAAAACCCAGUGUCUACUGUAUUAUUACCUUCAUUAAGGAUCACACCUUUUAUUUUAGAUAGACUGCCUUUCACGUUCACUAUACUACCCCACCCAAAGCAUUGUAUGAGUGUGUUAAUUGGUGAUGCAGUUAAAAAUGAAACAGGAGCCAAAUUCUGCAUUAAGAACCACUGUCAAACUCGUCAAAUAAAAUGAAUUAAGAAUGAAACAGUUCUGCUCACUAGAAGACCCUCAUCUGGUAUUGCAUUAUGUUUUUUUGUAGUUGUAAAUGUUUAACUCUGCUCUGUCAUUGGUUUAAAGGUUUUUAUUUUGUAAAUAAACCGAAAGAAAAUUGA
Molecule: messenger RNA, 4589 nt
Organism: Carcharodon carcharias (great white shark)
Lineage: Eukaryota; Metazoa; Chordata; Chondrichthyes; Lamniformes; Lamnidae
Gene: rnf115a
Product: ring finger protein 115a
Exons: 9
Coding region: 33-920 (295 amino acids)
Biological process (GO): ubiquitin-dependent protein catabolic process; protein ubiquitination; positive regulation of DNA-templated transcription
Cellular component (GO): cytoplasm; nucleoplasm
Molecular function (GO): ubiquitin protein ligase activity
Source: RefSeq, a predicted model, not a curated record